Messenger RNA from Penicillium maclennaniae, 2169 nucleotides. RefSeq names its product translation termination factor GTPase eRF3. The record is from RefSeq and is a predicted model, not a curated record. The transcript is spliced from 3 exons. The coding region runs from base 1 to 2169 and encodes 722 amino acids. NCBI's taxonomy places the organism in Eukaryota, Fungi, Ascomycota, Eurotiomycetes, Eurotiales, Aspergillaceae. Gene Ontology annotation, cellular component: translation release factor complex. Gene Ontology annotation, biological process: translation; translational termination; nuclear-transcribed mRNA catabolic process, deadenylation-dependent decay. Gene Ontology annotation, molecular function: GTP binding; translation release factor activity; GTPase activity.
AUGUCGAACCAAACUCCUGAAUCAUGGGAGGACGAACUCUCGAGACAGACCGAGGGUGUUAACCUGAACCAGGGUCGCCCUCAAGGCCAGAUUCCCACCUUCACGCCUGGUGCAGCGAGCUUCCAGCCUGGUGCCGCGUCCUUCACUCCUGGAGCUUCCUCCUUCGUACCUGGACAGCAGUACCAGCAGUACGGUGGCUACCCUUAUGCCCAGUACGGCCAACAGCAGGGCUAUGGCCACCCCCAGCAGCAACAGCAGGCCUAUGGUCAGUACGGCGCAUACAACCAGCAACCCGGCAACUACAACCAGUAUGGCGCAUACAACCAGCAGCCCGGUGGCUUCCAGCAGCAGCCUCGUCAGAAUGCACCCGUUGCUCCCCAACAGCCUGCCCCUGCUUCCGACGCCCCACCCAAGGCUAAGGUCCUGUCCAUCGGAGCGUCCUCCUCUACCACUGCCCCCAAGACCAAGGUCCUUUCGAUUGGGGCUUCCUCCUCCACCACCUCUACACCUAAGACCAAGGUCCUAUCCAUUGGUAACCCCGCCCCCGCGAAGGCUUCAGAUGAGACCAGCAAGGGUGAUUCCAUGGGUACCGCGGCCGCCGAAGCGGGUGCCAAGGUGACCGCUGCUAAGGCCAUCGACAAGACCACGGACUCCAAGGCUGUGGCUUCUGGCCAGUCUUCGCCUACUCCGUCCGGUCGGUCCAGCCCUACUGGUCGCUCCAGUCCCGCUCGCACUGGUGUCGAGGCCGCUAAAGCUGCCCGUGCUGCCGAUGCAGUCGCCAAGGCACAGCAGGCCGAUGUCGAUGAUGCCACCUUGAAGGAAAUCUAUGGUGAGAAGCGUGAGCACGUGAACGUUGUCUUCAUCGGUCACGUUGAUGCUGGAAAGUCCACCCUGGGUGGGUCUCUGUUGUAUUGCACCGGCAUGGUGGAUGACCGUACGAUGGAAAAAUACAAGAGAGAGGCCAAGGAAGCCGGUCGUGAGACCUGGUAUAUGUCUUGGGCUCUGGAUCUUACCAACGAGGAGCGAGCCAAGGGAAAGACCGUCGAAGUAGGAAGAGCACACUUCAGUGUCCAAAUCCCUCACCCUGAUGGUGCUAUCGAGCGUCAAUUCUCGAUUCUGGAUGCUCCUGGACACAAGUCCUAUGUUCCCCACAUGAUUGGUGGUGCCUCCCAGGCCGACCUUGGCUGCCUUGUCAUCUCUGCCCGUAAGGGUGAGUACGAAACUGGUUUCGAGAAGGGUGGCCAGACCCGUGAACACGCUCUGCUUGCCCGAAACAGCGGUGUCCAGAAGCUGGUCAUUGUUGUCAAUAAGAUGGAUGAUCCCACUGUUGAGUGGAGCAAGGCGCGUUUCGAUGAGUGCACAAUCAAGGUCAUCAAAUUUUUGGAAGCUCUUGGCUACAAGAAGGAUGACAUCCUUUGCAUGCCCAUCUCCGCGCAACGUACACUGGGCAUCAAGGACCGUGUCCCGCAGGAUGUCUGCCCCUGGUACAACGGCCCCUCUCUGCUUGAGUAUUUGACCGAUUUCAAGCUCCCUGAGCGUAAGAUCAACGCUCCAUUCAUGAUGCCUAUCAGCUCCAAGUACCGUGACAUGGGUACGAUGUGUGAGGGACGUAUUGAAUCCGGUGUAAUCAAGAAGAACGGCAACUAUAUCAUGAUGCCCAACAAGACCGAGGUUUCGGUUGCUGCUCUCUACGGUGAGACCGAAGAUGAGAUUGCGACCGCCACUUGCGGUGACCAGGUUCGCUUGCGUCUGCGUGGUGUCGAAGAAGAGGAUUUCCUUCCCGGCUUCGUGCUCUGCUCGCCAAAGCGCCCCGUUCACUGUGUGAGCGCUUUCGAGGCCAAGAUCCGUAUUCUGGAUCUGCAGAGCAUUCUUACCGCCGGUUUCAACUGUGUGAUGCACGUUCACUCUGCUGUUGAGGAAGUUACUUUCGCUCAGCUUCUCCACAAACUUGAACCCGGUACUGGUCGCAAGAGCAAGCGCCCUCCGGCGUUCGUCAACAAGGGUCAGACCAUCAUUGCCCGUCUUGAGGUCACUAGCACCGCUGGAGCUGUCUGUGUCGAAGAGUUCACCUUCAAUGAAUCCAUGGGACGAUUCACCUUGCGCGAUAAGGGACAAACCAUUGCCAUUGGUAUGAUCACUAAACUCUGCCUCCCGGAGAACGAGGCUUAA